AUGUUCUUCCCGAUCAUCAUUUUUAGCAAUUGUAUUAACAUCAUUUUCAGCAAAGAUUGCACGUCCAGUGGCAUCUUCUUCACUUACCAAGGCAUGAUGGUUAAUAUCUUGUUAUUUGAAGGUUCCAGUGGAUAUAACACCACCACUACCUUUUGGCAGAAAUUCUGUUGCCCUAAGUGUCAAGUGGAACUCCCUCCAACAUCUUUAUCCAAUCAGAUAAAAAGACGAAUUGAAUUCUUCAUAUCCACAUACUACAAAGGAAUUAUGACGUGUGAUGAUGAAACAUGCGACUAUACAACAUGGAGUUUAAACUUGCAUGUUGUUGGUGAAUCUGAGAGAGGAACAGUAUGCCCAAAUUACCUUCGCUGUAAUGGUCGUCUUGUGAGACGGUUGAAGGCUACAGUUGAGAAAGAGGUUGGUAGGAUAAGAGGUUUGGUUGGAUUAGCUUUUUCCACAGCACAGAAGGUCUAUAUUUUGUUUCUUGAUUGGUUUGAUGCAACAGCUUCUUUAGCUGGUUCAGUGGGACCCAAUGUGAAGAUGACAUGGAUUAAAUUCAAGAUGGAGAUGCUGAUGAAGAGGACUUUGGUGAUGAGGAUGAUGAAGAGAAAGAUCAUCAAGCAAUAG
Messenger RNA from Lactuca saligna, 624 nucleotides. NCBI's taxonomy places the organism in Eukaryota, Viridiplantae, Streptophyta, Magnoliopsida, Asterales, Asteraceae. The record is from the annotation of a GenBank genome assembly.